AUGUCUGCCACUUUAUUGAAGAACGUCGCCUCUCGUCGUACCAUCUACGCCCUAAAAAAUGAAUUGCCAGCUGGCGUCACUUUGAAGGAAGUCCAAGAAACUGUUCAAGCCAUCAUCAAGGAUACUCCAACUGCUUUCAACUCCCAAGUCAACCGUGCUGUUAUCUUAACUGGUGCCACUCACAAGAAGGUUUGGGACCAAGUUGUCAAGAGCAUUGACGCUGAAGAUGGUAAGAAGAGACCAGCCUCUGUCAGAGACGAAGCUUACGGUUCCAUCAUUUUCUUUACUGACGAUAAAGUCACUGAAAAAUUACAAGGUGAUUUCCCAGCUUGGGCCGCUGCCUUCCCACAAUUUGCUGACCAUUCUUCUGGUGCUGCUCAAAUUACCUCUUGGACUGCUUUGGAAACUUUGGGUCUAGGUGGUCAUUUACAACAUUACAAUGGUUACGUCAAGGCAGCUUUGCCAGAUAAGAUCCCUGCCUCUUGGAACGUUGCCGCUCAAUUGUGUUUCGGUGCCCCAGUUGAAAAGCCAGGUGCCAAGGAAUACAUUGACAACCCAGUUCAAAUCUUCGAUUAA
Messenger RNA from Naumovozyma castellii, 576 nucleotides. Its product is annotated as nitroreductase family protein. The record is from RefSeq and is a predicted model, not a curated record. The transcript has a single exon. Lineage: Eukaryota; Fungi; Ascomycota; Saccharomycetes; Saccharomycetales; Saccharomycetaceae. Bases 1 to 576 code for a protein of 191 amino acids.